ACCCUCCUCCCCAUCCUUUCCACUCUUGGUCCCCAUUUUCUCUCUCACUGGCACAGCCCUCCCACUUGUCCUCCUCUCUCUCUCCUCCUUCUCAGAGGACCAGCUCUGUGUCUCUAUCUCUGUGCACUUGUCUCUUCAGUCAAGAAGAAACUAAGUGAAGGAAAGAAUAGAAGAAAGAGGUUGUUGGAAAACUAAACAAACCAAAACUUUGAUUCUGCAACAUGCCACAGAAAGAUUACAGAAGUCAAACAAGCUGGGAGAGUGGUGUGGCCUCCAUGAUGCAAAACAGCCACAGUGGAGUAAACCAGCUGGGAGGUGUGUUUGUGAAUGGGAGACCUUUACCUGACUCUACCAGGCAGAAGAUAGUGGAGCUGGCACACAGCGGUGCUCGACCAUGUGACAUAUCCAGAAUACUGCAGGUGUCUAAUGGCUGUGUGAGUAAGAUCUUAGGCCGGUAUUAUGAGACAGGUUCAAUCCGUCCACGGGCCAUAGGUGGGAGUAAACCCAGAGUGGCCACUCCGGAGGUGGUGGGGAAAAUUGCUCAGUACAAGAGAGAGUGUCCAUCCAUUUUUGCCUGGGAGAUCAGAGACCGACUGCUUGCAGAGGGAGUCUGCACCAACGACAAUAUACCCAGUGUUUCAUCAAUAAAUCGAGUGCUUAGGAAUUUGGCUAGUGACAAGCAACAAAUAGGCACAGUGGGAGCUGAAGGGAUGUUUGACAAACUCAAGAUGCUCAAUGCACAAAGCAGCUGGGGAGGACGCUCAGGAUGGUAUCCUGGGACAGCACUCUCUGCCACUGAGUGUCCGCAGGCAGAGGGAGGGGAGAACACAGUAUCAGUUAGUACCAAUGGUGAGGACUCAGAAGAGACUCAGAUGAGACUACAGCUGAAGAGGAAGCUCCAGAGAAAUAGAACAUCUUUUACACAGGACCAAAUAGAAGCACUAGAAAAAGAAUUUGAAAGGACACACUAUCCAGAUGUGUUUGCCCGAGAACGCCUCGCCAACAAAAUAGACCUUCCAGAGGCAAGAAUACAGGUUUGGUUUUCCAACAGACGAGCAAAAUGGAGAAGAGAGGAAAAGCUGAGAAAUCAACGUCGUCAGGUGUCCAACUCUUCAAACCAUAUUCCAAUCAGUAGCAGCUUUAAUACCAGUGUUUACCAGCCUCUACCACAGCCUACUACACCAGUGUCCUUUUCAUCAGGAUCCAUGCUGGGAAGGUCAGAUCCAGUUCUGUCCAACAGUUAUAGCCUCCCAGCAAUGCCCAGCUUCAGUAUGGCUGCCAGCCUGCCUAUGCAAACAUCCAACCAGACCUCUUAUUCCUGCAUGCUGCCCACCAGCCCCACUGUAAAUGGAAGAAGUUAUGAGACAUAUACUCCUCCACACAUGCAGCCACACAUCAACCAAUCAAUGACAUCGUCUGCAACGUCGUCAGCAGGUUUGAUUUCCCCUGGUGUCUCAGUUCCAGUUCAAGUUCCAGGAAAUGAAACAGACAUGUCACAGUACUGGCCACGCCUGUAGUGAUGAAAGGCAAUUAUUCAUGCCUGCUGUGAUCAUCAACAGUGAAUUCAACCACAGGACGGUUGGGGUCUCAUCAAAAUGGAAACUAUUCCUUCUUGCUCCAGUUUGAAUGUAAAAAAAGGACUUCAGCAAAUACGUAUGAAAUAUAAAUUACUCUUAUUAAUGCUUGUGAAGAAACAGGAUGCAAGGAUUUUAAAUGGUUUUCAGAACUAGAAGGAUUUUAAUGUUGCUGCAAAACAGUACAAGUUCGACUGUAAGUGGAUCAAAGGUUUUUGGGACAUCAUGUUUAUCAGCUACCGUUCAGAGUCUGGAUGGUGUGGAUGCUUUGUCCAGAAUGCAAGCUGUUACCUGAGUGGUACUGAGGAAGCUCAGGAAAGUGGAUCCUUACCCUGGUGAUUAUAACCUCCAGACAGAAAAACUCCUGAGAGUCCACUGGGAGAGUUUGUGGGAAGACACAUUACCUCUACUUUAAGUUGGUCAUUUUUAUCAUACUGGCGUGUUUGUACAAACCCAAGGAUGUUAACUGAAAUGUAAAGGGAAGAAUUUAAUGAAACUUGAAGCUGUCUGCUGUGAUUGUUUUCAUAAGCAGAUUCCAAAAGCCUUGGCCUGGAAUGUGUAUAGAAUUUCAGAAUGGGAAUUCUGGUGAUAUGUGUUUUGUAUUGUAGAAGUCCCAACACAGGCAUGGACUCUGAUCUUAAACUGAAAAAUUAUGUCUUUGUUGGGGAAAGAUUGUUCCAGUUCUAAAGGUCUAAUGUCCAAAAACUCAUUAAUUUACAAAGCCUGAAGGUAAAAACACUUAAAAAAAAAAAAGAAAAGAAAAAAGAAAAGAGUGAACAUUGGAUUCAGUCUGGGAUAUAAACCUGUUUCUAAUUUCAAAGUGUAAAGUAU
Messenger RNA from Pelmatolapia mariae (spotted tilapia), 2405 nucleotides. Its product is annotated as paired box protein Pax-6-like. NCBI's taxonomy places the organism in Eukaryota, Metazoa, Chordata, Actinopteri, Cichliformes, Cichlidae. The record is from RefSeq and is a predicted model, not a curated record. Bases 222 to 1517 code for a protein of 431 amino acids. Gene Ontology annotation, molecular function: RNA polymerase II cis-regulatory region sequence-specific DNA binding; DNA-binding transcription factor activity, RNA polymerase II-specific. The transcript is spliced from 11 exons. Gene Ontology annotation, biological process: anatomical structure development; regulation of transcription by RNA polymerase II.